Molecule: messenger RNA, 4075 nt
Organism: Mobula hypostoma (lesser devil ray)
Lineage: Eukaryota; Metazoa; Chordata; Chondrichthyes; Myliobatiformes; Myliobatidae
Gene: crkl
Product: v-crk avian sarcoma virus CT10 oncogene homolog-like
Exons: 2
Coding region: 252-1187 (311 amino acids)
Biological process (GO): positive regulation of ERK1 and ERK2 cascade; signal transduction; cell migration
Molecular function (GO): receptor tyrosine kinase binding; signaling adaptor activity
Source: RefSeq, a predicted model, not a curated record
AGCGCCGCGCAGCCGCCAUUUUAGGCAGCGGGCGGGGAGUAAGCGGGAGCCGGGAGGCCGCGCCGGACGGAGAGCCGCGGAUGCCGGCCUGUCGAGGGGCGUGUGAGGAACGAGGCAGCGAGCUGGGACCAGCAGCAGCAGCAGCAGCAGCAGGAGGUGGUGUGUGCGAGCAGAGCCAAGUGCGGCCCUCCCUCGCCGCCGUGUGCUUGUGAAGCGAGGAGUCGGGGGGAGGGGAGGGGAGCCUGGUCGCCAUGGCGGCCGCCAAGUUCGAAUCGCACGACCGGGCGAGCUGGUACUUCGGGCCGCUGAGCCGGCAGGAAGCGCAGGCCAAGCUGCAGGGCCAGAGGCACGGGACCUUUCUGGUGCGGGAUAGCACCACCUGUCCGGGCGACUACGUGCUGUCGGUGUCGGAGAACUCCAAGGUGUCGCACUACAUCAUCAACAGCCUGCCCGGCAAGUUCAAGAUCGGCGACCAGGAGUUCGAGCACCUGCCCGGGCUGCUCGAGUUCUACAAGAUCCACUACCUGGACACCACCACCCUCAUCGAACCGGCCGCAAGGGUGGCGGGCCCGCCCGCCUCAUUGGGCAAGGCAGUGGGCCCAGGCCCGGUUCAGAGCCACGUCCUGGUUGGGCCCGGCCCGAACUCAAGCGGCGAGGAUAGCGCCGAGUACGUGCGGACGCUGUACGACUUCCCUGGCAACGAUGUGGAGGACCUGCCCUUCAAGAAGGGCGAGUUGCUGGUGAUCGUGGAAAAGCCCGAGGAGCAAUGGUGGAGCGCCCGCAACAAGGACGGCCGCCUCGGCAUGAUCCCCGUGCCGUACGUCGAGGUGGUGGUCAAGUCCGCGCCGCAGCAGCAGCAGGCGCCGGGCUACCGCAACUCUAGCAGCUACGGCAUCCCAGAGCCCGCACACGCCUACGCCCAGCCCCAGACCAGCAGCCCCCUGCCCACCGGCGCCAACCCGCUGCCCACCACGCAGAACGGGCCGGUCUACGCCAGGGCCAUCCAGAAGAGAGUACCCUGCGCCUACGACAAAACUGCCUUGGCGUUGGAGAUUGGCGACAUCGUCAAAGUGACCAGAAUGAACAUCAGUGGCCAGUGGGAGGGUGAAGUGAAUGGUCGGCAAGGACUCUUCCCCUUCACUCAUGUCCAGAUCAUCGACCCCCAGAAUCCUGAGGAGAAUGAGUGACCUGAAGGUCUGAACAUUUGGUCACCUCCAUCUGCCUGUUCAUCACACAGUCAGCAUCAACAUUUGGUGCAUUGCUUCCAGAUUAAAGGGGGACACAUCAUUUUGCAAUGGAAAAGCGAUUGGUUUUUUGAGUAUCUGCUUAGCUGCUGGAAUUUAACGUUUCUGUCUGAGCUGUUCCCAUUUCCCAUUAAAACAACACCAUUACUAACCAGUGGAAAUAGAGGAGAGGAACAGCGUCAGUCCCGGUGCCUCAGAUUGGAACUUGUAGUCAACUGGGAUAAGUGUGUAGUUGGCCAAGCCCCGAAAACUUGGAACACUCAAAUGGAUAUUCCUCCUUCCUAUGUUUAUCAAUAGUGGCAUGCAGGGAUGUGACUGAGACUCAAUACUGCAUUAUCCUGAACAGUGUCACAGCUGAAUGAAUGAGGAUCUGAACUCACCAGAAUGUUUUUCAAUCGUUUUCAAUACAACGUACAUAUAUAUAUAUAUAUUAGCCAGUUGUGCUGCAAACAACAUGUAGAGGAGUCACCAAUGUUUUUGGAUGCAAUCAGAUAGAUAGCUGUAGAUAACAAUCAUGGAUGUCUGUUAUACAAUUCUGUCACACCUGUAAAACAAGCUUUUAAAGGGGAAACACUCUGAAUAGACAGCAACAGAAUUAAUCAUCCAGAAAAGUUGCCUGCAGGAGUCAACAUACAUUUUGUGGAGUUGGGCAGUAUCAACCAAGACGUUUUGGGUUUGAAAGCGGGUAUUCUGCAGACUUGCCUGGGGACUCGUGUUUCACUCAAUGAGGAGCUGUUCGUAUCUCGGAAUAGGAAGGCCAGGGUUCCACUUUUAACAAUUAUCCUUGUCUGUUGUUCAGGAAAUUUAGAAACCUACGAAGCAGGCAGAAACUAUUCCCAUGGAAAUAUGUGCCUUUUUGUUUUGGAAAUAAUUUCCAAAGUGAAAGUUUCUUAAUCUACCACCUUGAUGGCUGAUGUUGUGUGUCAGACAAGAAUAAGUGCAUUAUUAACCACGUGCGUCCCACUGCCCUAUCAGUAGUGCUGAUCUAGUGCAGGUGAUGAUGGCAGCAGUUGAGUUUGCUUCGUGGCUGACACACUUCCUCACGUACACAAUGUGCAAGUGCACAGCCUCUCAAAAAAAAGCUAUCCUUUGACAGAACAAUCCAAUCUCAAACUGAGCUUUCUUUGACUUCUAUCCUCAGUUUUAGUUGAUUUUAUUUGAAGUUCAAGACUACAUUAAUACAUGUGCACUGAAUUAAUGAGCUGUGUGAGAAUAUUGUUAACUACGGUGCAACACUAAAAGCUGAGGCUUGUCACCCUGCCACACCUAUUAAUGGCUGCCCAUUUGGGCUUGGUCAGUAAUACCAACACAGAUAAUACCUGUUGAGUAAUUAUACAGAAAUUGUCCACCACGACCACAGGACUCAGAGGGGAAGGAUUCUUCUCUGGGAAGGUCAGUUGAUCAUUGGUUUCCAAUAUUUCAGCAGUGGUGGGUGAAUAAAUGGUGGCAGCCACGCAUGGGCAGGUGAGAAAUUGUUGCUAACUGGAUUUUCUUCAGAUAGGGUGGUUAUUUUAAUCUGUUUUGUGGCCCCUUGAAUAGUGUUUGACAAGUGGGCAUGAUUGUUGAUCAGGUUCAUAUUUCACAGAGCAUUAAACAAAUGCCUUGGUAGUUCUGCUGCAGGGGAGGGGGAAAUGUCACCAUCAAACCAAAGUAUGUACCUAGUGCCUAAAAAUCUGGAGCUGUGGAAGGAACCAGGUUGAAGUAGAUUAGGUAUCACAGUCCUGUCUGCUUAGAAGUGGGUUUUUAGAACUUGAGCAAAUACAAGAAUCAGUAAAAAGAUGUUUUGAAUAUCUGUUUCAUAUUCCUCCAGCUGUGAUUCUGGACUUGCUGUGUGAACAGGUCUUGGGUCAUAAUGAAACAGCAAUGUUCAUCCAGUGCACUGUUCAACACAAUCAUUCAAUGUUUUGAUGUCUCUAUGCAUCUGCUGAUGGUAAUAUUUUCGGCCUAGUUUGUUUUUUUUCCUUCAUCAAACCACUAUGGAUCCCUUGGCUUGCCUGCCAAGUUAUUACACUGGACUCCUGAAAUUGUGUCUAGUUGCCUGGAAUACAUUGAGGAUGGGUGAUGUUCUUAUAGCUCUCUGAAUGGGUUCCAGUUUCUGAGUGUUUCCCCUUUACAAGUUGAUAGCACAUGGCCCGCUUCUGUUCCUGCUUAGUUUAUGUCCGUUCACAAUAUUUUAAUUAGGCUUGUGCCAUGGGAAGGAAAUAAAGCUGGUAUUUGGUUCUGGAAGGUGUCAAACACUGAGUGCAGCCUGAAGCUGAACCAAACUGUGCAGGGCAGAUGUACCCACCUUCACUUGCUUGCCUUCCCACUACAUCUGUUGCCAAUAAAACUUGUUUACAACACUUCAAACUUGCAGAAGUUUUUAAUGCUUAGAUGAUCACAAAAUACCUCUGGUCUAUGUGCAUGUUAGUGACACUUUUAUUUUUGUAGAGAGCUUUUGAUGUGUGUUCCAGAAGCGCCAUUGAAUGCCUUUUAUUUAACCUUCUGGGAAUGGAGAGCAUUUGCCUGAGGAACAGUUCAUGUCAUGUCUAACCUUUGACUGAAUAAAUCUUGUAUUUUAAAUGCAAGUGCCAAGAACUAAGCUUUGCUUGCAACCCCAGUAAAUCCAUAAAAUACCCUUAACUGGGCAGUUUUGAAUCUUUUGAUUUGUUUCAGAAGUUAACAGUAUUACAAAUUGGCCUUUUUUUCAGGGGACAUUAAGAGUAUGUUUUACUUUUUGUUCACAAUGUAGUGUCUUAGUUUUCUUCACUGAAUUCAAUUGUGGAAGUAUCCCAGCAGAUCAGUGUGUUGCUGGUUUGUAUAUAGCAAAUAAACUUUACAUUAAUCUACAA